Molecule: messenger RNA, 999 nt
Organism: Colletotrichum abscissum
Lineage: Eukaryota; Fungi; Ascomycota; Sordariomycetes; Glomerellales; Glomerellaceae
Product: LysM domain-containing protein
Exons: 4
Coding region: 1-999 (332 amino acids)
Source: RefSeq, a predicted model, not a curated record
AUGUCCAAAACAGCCGCUGUUCUUCGCGGCCUAGUCUUAUUGCCUGUCGUCCUCGCCCAGCAAUUUCCACUUCGAACCACUUCGUACGAGCACUUUGGUUUGAGUGAGAAGUGUUUCGAAGCACUGAACACCACUUUGGAGUGCUCUAGUCAGUUAGGUAGUCACGUCCGAUCAGAAUCUACAAGAGUUGACGUUCUCGACGCCGAUGGAAUCGACGCAAUUUGCAAUGACGGUUGUAAAAAGUCAUUAGCAGAGUUGCGGGCUAAGAUUCAGAGUGAUUGUAACCCAAAGAUCGAUGUCUUCGAUCAUGGUUUAAUGAUAUAUCCUGCGACGUAUAUUGUAGAUCGUUACAUUUACGUCUACGACAUUUCAUGCUACAAGAACAGAGACACAGGAAACCCUUGCGACUACAUUCUGGGCGAAUGGAGAAAUCAAACAGAUGAUUCCCCGCGCGAAUGCGACGAUUGCGUUCUUGGGCCGAUGGAAAUUGAAGUCAACUCUCCUAUCGGCCACACCGAAUCGCGGGCUGUUGAGUUUCAGUCCGUGAUCUCGAGCUGUGGCGCCACAGGGUACACCUACACUAGUCCGUUGCCAUAUGCCAUCAGCUCAACAGUGGCCCCUCCGGACUUGUCCGCAUCCCCGACCAUAGGGGCUCAGAGUUGGUCAGCCCAACGCAUGUCAGCAGAUUGCGCCACCACGUACCACGUCCAAGACGGCGAUACCUGCGACAGCAUUUCUAUUGCUCAGAGCGUCUCGAGUAGGGAUCUGGUAGAGGCGAAUGAACAUCUUGACAAUUGGUGCGGUGGUCUCGGCGCAGGACAAGAAAUGUGUCUGCCUGCGCAGUGUAAACUGCACCUACUGACGACCGAGGAUUCGUGCGAAUCCUUGUUAAGGCAAUAUGGAGUCUCGCCCAAGGACCUUUCGGAGUGGAACCCAAAACUCUACAUCCAAUGUGACGGGUUCAGUCAGAUCAAUACAGGUUAUAUUUGCGUCGGGUAA